UUCGACAAAAUUCCAUCUCUCUCAGAAAACCAAAAAAAAAAAAAAAAAAAAAACCAUCUUCUUCUUCAAGCUCUGAAAUUUCGAAACUUUCUCAAACAGAGCGAGUGAGAGAAGCACUCUCAGACAGCCUCUCACUGAAACCCUAGAAAACCCAGAAAAUGGACGACUACACGAGGGAGAUGAUGGACCUCAAGACCCUCGUCACUCGGACCCUCGAGAAGAAGGGCGUCCUCGCCAAGAUCCGGGCUGAGCUGAGAGCAAGUGUGUUCGAGGCAAUUGAAGAGGAGGACAAGGUGAUUGAGAAAGACGAAGGCUUGCCUCCGGCGCUGUUGGGUAGCUGCAACGAUCGUGCCAAGCAGCUCCAUGCUUCUCCUUCGGGAAGGUUGCUUACGGCAUUGAUAUGCGAAUACUUAGACUGGGCGCAGCUUAGCCACACGCUAAAAGUUUAUCUGCCCGAGUGUAAUUUGCAAAAGGAUUCUUGGAAAUCUGAGUUGAAGGACUUCAGUAACAAGAAUGGAUAUGACCUUAACAGAAAUGGGGAUAGUGGUCCCUUGCUUUUGGAUGUGCUUGAAGGAUUUUUGAAGUUUGAGAAUUUAUCUCAGACUAGGGGUACUGGAAGGAGGCUGACUACUUCAGAAGCAGAGUCCUUAUCCAAUUUAGACUCUCGGAACAUGCGAAGACCUUCUUCAUCAUCUGUUGCUGGAGGCCUACCUCCACUUGGAAGGCCUGGUACUGCUUCCCAGUCAUCUGAUCGAAGAGGUGGGUCCUCCAUGUCUAGCCACAGGAAAGAUGAUUACAAUUGGAGAUACGAUGAAGAGCUUCCGGAAGAUGUCCUCCGAGCUUCAAGUGCCAUGGAAAACCUUCAAUUGGAUAAAAAAGCUCGAAAUCUAACCACAUCCUGGCGGCACGCCGGAGAUGGAAGUAGUGAGGACGACAGCAGGUCAGACCAGAUGUAGCUGAAUCAAAUGAUGAUGACAGCCUUUGUAUAACUGCACGUGUAUUUUAUUUUGUAUUUUCAUCCUUCGAUGAUAGUAAUUUUAUGUAAGAUUAUACUGUAUUCUGAUUCUAGUGCGCUUUCGCUUUCCCCUUCGCUUGCUUCAAGUGUUUGUCUGUAUUUAAUUUCAUUUUUGACCCUCGUCGGGAAAACUUAAUAUCAGUAACUCCCUUCGCUUGCUUCCA
Molecule: messenger RNA, 1179 nt
Organism: Rosa rugosa (rugosa rose)
Lineage: Eukaryota; Viridiplantae; Streptophyta; Magnoliopsida; Rosales; Rosaceae
Product: protein TONNEAU 1b-like
Exons: 8
Coding region: 159-956 (265 amino acids)
Molecular function (GO): protein binding
Source: RefSeq, a predicted model, not a curated record